Molecule: messenger RNA, 2220 nt
Organism: Tarenaya hassleriana
Lineage: Eukaryota; Viridiplantae; Streptophyta; Magnoliopsida; Brassicales; Cleomaceae
Product: WAS/WASL-interacting protein family member 3
Exons: 1
Coding region: 71-1933 (620 amino acids)
Source: RefSeq, a predicted model, not a curated record
GUGGAUUUCUCUCUCAAAAUAAUAAUAUAAAUAAUUGUAUAAAUAUAUUUCCAUUUACUUGCUUGCUUGUAUGAUUCUUGUAUUUCGAAGUGACUGUAUAAAAUUCAUCAUCUCUCUCUCUAUAUUCAAAUUCUCAGGAACCGGAAGGAUGGAGCAAAACGGAGAUCAGCCGCCGCUGUUGUGGCCCCAGUUCGAAUCCGCCGAAUAUCAUCGCCGGAGAUCUCCGGUUUCCGCCUUUUUCAGUCCGCCGGCGAUCAUCCUCACGUAUGCGGUUGCUUUGCUUCUGGUUUCGAUCUUCAUUGUCCCUCCGUUUCUCUCCAUCACGUCAACGAUUCUCCGGCCAGUCUCCGUGAAGAAGAGCUGGGAUUCUAUCAACGUGUUCCUAGUCCUAUUCGCGAUUCUCUGCGGCGUUUUCGCACGAUGGAACGACGACAAAUCUCCUCCGUCGCCGCCGCCGCCGCCGCCGUCGCAUGGCAGAGUCGAGCGUGCCGUCACCUGUGGUUCGAUGAACGGUGGUGAAGAUGGUAAGAUGCCGUCGCAACAGUGGUUCAGUGACGUGUACGCUGCUGAUAGGCUCAAGAUCUACGAGAGCUUAAGGAGCUCUGCUCCUUCUCCGGUCACCGGAAGCGUGCGGUUACGGCGGAGCAGUACCUCGUACCCUGAUCUGCGCCAAGGCUUUUUCGGUGAAGCCGGCGGCCACCAUUUCAGAUCUUACGAUGAUUUUGAAAUUGAUAAGUAUCGCUCACCAGUGAUGGCUAAUUCGGAUGGAUACGACGGGGUUCAAAACCGCCGGGAAAAUGAAAUCGAGGAAUCGGAACCGAAAGAAAUACCGGUGGAUAAGUUCGAGGUGAGGCCUCCUUCUCCACCGCGGGAACCACCGGCACCUCCACCUCCGCCGCCUACACAGCCACCGUCGGCCGAGGUUGUCCAUAAGCCGAGAAGGAAGCAUCGUUCUGUGAGAAGGAGAGGAACGCCCGAAAACCCAAGGCGCAGCGACACUGAUUCUAAUUCCACCAAAUCUAAGCAAGAGCCUCCGCCUGUGCCGCCACCGCCGCCGUUUACGCCUCCGAGGACGGCGUUGAGGAACGAAACGGAGAGGAAGCAGGGGAGAAUUGAGCGAAGAAAGAGUAAUGCAGCGAAAGAGAUUAAAAUGGUUUUAGCUUCGCUGUAUAAUCAGAGGAAGAGGAAGAGGAAACUAAAGAAAGCGAAGAGCAAUCAGGGGAACGAAUCUCUAGAAACUGGACCGCCGCUUUACCAACCCACAGUACCACCUCCGUCUCCACCUCCGCCUCCACCUCCGCCUCCACCUCCGCCGCGAUCAUCGCAGUCAGUCUUUUACGGGUUGUUCAAGAAGGGAAGUAAGAACAAAAAGGUCCACUCCGUUCCCCUGCCGCCUCCGCCGCCGCCUCCUCCGUCGUCUAGAACCUCCAAGAGAAACAUUCAGUUGGACCGGCCUUCUCCUCCUCCUCUUCCUCCACCUCCGGCGCCUCCGACACCUCCACGGCGGAGAUCCAGCAAACCUCCACGCCCCGCCAAACCGUCGAGCUUCUACGAAGAGAAUUACGUCAACAGCGGCCGAGAAUCUCCGUUGAUCCCUGUUCCUCCCCCACCUCCGCCGCCGUUCAGGGUUCCCCCGCUGAAAUUCCUGGUGCGUGGGGAUUUUGCGAAGAUACAGAGCAACCAGAGCUCGAGAUGUAGCUCCCCGGAGCGCGAGGUGAUCGACCUCGGUUGGGGCCUCGAACUCACCCAAUCCGAAGGCGGAGAUCUCAUUGGCAGGAGUGAAAAUUCCGGUGGCCGGGGAUUCUGUCCGAGCCCCGACGUUAACACCAAAGCCGACAGCUUCAUCGCGAGGCUCAGAGACGAGUGGAGGCUCGACAAGAUCAAUUCCGUGAAGGAGAAAAAGAAUCUGGGCUCCGGCCCAAGCCCAAUAUGAGAUCAAUAUGAAAACGGCACGCAGUUCGCUCCGUUCUCGGUAAGGUACGGUACAUCGGUGUUAUCCGUACAAAUUUUAGCGGCACGAGGCUCUGAUCAGUUGGUACAUUUUUUUUCUCGUUUAACCACUGGAAGGCCUUAUGAUGUAUGUACGCGUGCAUGUGUGUGUAUUGGUGUUGAUGAUGUGAGGAUAUUUGCUGUCGGCUCUUACAUUUUUGUGGGUCUAUGACCUUUUAGAGCCCAUUCUGUGUUUGCAAUGCAAAGGUUUUCUAUUUUUGUUGCUGCUUU